GGAGCCGGAGCCGAAGCCGAAGCCUCAAGUCACUCCUGGGGCCGGACCGCGACGCGAACACACUCCGCGAGAGGGACGUUGGAUAGGGGCCAGCAGAGGGUAGCAGAGUCCUCAUUUAUGUUUUUACUAUUUUAAUCAAUUAAUCAAUUCAUUCAUUUAUAGAAUAAGAAGACCGCCUUUCCAAAAGCGUGGGAUUUCUUAACAUUAAAGUAAAAAUGCAAGUACCAACAUGUGCGUGUAGCAGGGUAAUAAUUUAAUAUUUAAUAUAGGUGAUAUAUUUAGAGAGGAAGGCAGAGCUUGAAGGACUCGCUGUCACAUGGCGCUCAGGCUGGGCUGCAUCUGGAGUAAGCGCCGAAGGGAAACGAACGGAGCACGUCUGCCGAGCCGCUGCGGCGAGACUCCUGCUGUUCAGCCCGACCGGCAGCGUGAAUAGUCGCGUUUUUACACCGAGUCCCGCAGCUGAUGCUUUGAAAGCGCACAGACCGCAGGACAGGCUCCGGGUUUGCCGGGGUAUUCUGUCUCGGAGCCUCCCAGGAGCAUACGAAGCCGCCGGCCUUUGGAGCUACACCGGUACCGCGGUGCCCCCAUGCUCAGCCCGGGGGGCCUGCUGCCCGCCGCCCCGUCCCCGAGGUAGAGGAAGCCCCCCCCUGCCGCCCAUCCCACACCGAGAGCGAUGAUGUUCACGGACAAGAGCUCCAGCACCUCGGUGCCCAAGAAGCCCCCCAAAAAGAAGACGCGGCCGCAGGGGCUCCCAUCGCCGGCGCUGUGCUGCGCGUGUGGCCUCUGCAUCAUGCUGGCGGGCAUCAACAUCACGCUGGUGGGGGCCUUCGCGUUCGGGACGCUGCUGCCCGGCAGCAAUCCCGCCAUCGUCAUCGGGCCUGUGCUGCUGCUGGUGGCCUUCACCUUCUUCGGUGCGUGCUGUGUAUGCAGCCGGCGCCCCCCCGCCCAAGGCUCGCGCAAGCCCAAGGGGGGGGGCGGGGGCCUGGGGCUGACACGGGCGGGCGGUGCCGCCUUCGAGAUUGAGACCAGUGAGCACACUCUGCAGGACACUACCGCCGUCCAGCUCAGCCCCACCAACUCACUGGGCUCGUCCAGAGCCUCCAGCCCCACCCUCGAUGCCCUGGGCCUGGCCGCCGGCCCGGGACUCCCGGAGCUGACCCCGGACCCAAACCUCACCCCCGACCCGCGGGCCUGCAAGCUCUUCACCAUGGAAGGCAACGGCCUCACCUCCGCCUGCUACUCCAGCUCCACGGCCGGGGGGGGCGCCGUCCGGCUCAAUUUGCCAUGUGACCCAGCUGCCACCUAGCAGGGGGGGUGGGGCACUCAGGACCAUGAUGCACCUGGGCCUGUGGACCUGCCAGCUACCCAUGGAAAUCUCUACAAAAAGCUUUUUGUAGCUGCUCUCCACGCCCACCAACCCAGAUGACAUUGCAGGCUGCAGGCCACACCCACACAGCGCCGCGCCCUUUACCGGCCUCCCAAAUGGCCGAGGAGGGGGUGUUUCAGAGCUGUCAGGAAAACAUUGAGACCCCCAGCCGGUGGUCCAUCACCUCCACUGAGAAGAUUCAGCUUUGGAGAAGUGCUACCACUCUGAAGCGGCUUAACAGACCCCAGACCGAACAGACAAACAAGCCAAACAUGAUGCAGAGAUAAGGCCACAACUGUUAAUACAUAGAACAUUAUGCUCCGACUGAACGCGUGACACCUUUCCGAAACUAUGGUUAUGUUUUACAAUCACUGUGUUUGUAGCUAUGUAACAUUUCUACGGUGCAGUACAUGCACAUACCUACUGCUUCCUGGCCUCACUAUAGUGUCAGACAGCUGUGGGCAGGUGAAUGUAAAGUAGCUUCCUCCUAGAGAUGUAUUCUCACUCAGAAUGACAACACGGACAUUAGUAAUCCCUUAAUAAUGAUAAAAAAAGAUGAGGAAGCACCCGUCUGAGGCAGCCAGUGGGCCUGAGGCAGCCAGUGGGCCUGAGGCAGCCAGUGGGCCUGAGGCAGCCAGUGGGCCUCCGUGUUUGUUUUCUGAGUCCAUAUGUGUUGGUUGCAGCACAUUCAUGUCUUGUGGGGCUGUUCUGCCUCAGAUGGUCAUUAUUCAGUUUCAGGGCCUCCCCCCCCCGCCCCCCAGUAAAUAUGGCCCCUAAUAAGACAAUAGACACUGACUGUUGAGAUCCGUAUGUCUUGCAGAGAUGCAGCAUGUUGGCUUGAGUCACCUGAUGCAGUUCUUCUGCAUUUUUGUCUUUACCGAUUGGGUUUAUUAAUCACCAUUUUUCCAUGGAAAAGUCAUUAAUCAUAAAGCCAAACAAGUAACUGCCCUUCGAGUUAAAUAUGUGGUAAUAAGAACUGGCUGCGUGUGUAACACAGCAUCACAGAGAGCAGCUGACAGUGACUCCUGUGAAAUCAGAGGCCAGAUCACAGCCGUGGGAGUCGGCCUGUGGGACCACAGCCUGUGGCUUCACUGGGAGAGUCAGGGCUGGGAAAUCAGCAACACUGAUGAUGCACCAGUACCAUGUAGUUGGUAAGGAGCCCCCCCCCCCAACCCGGCUUCCCAUCUAUCUAUCUCUAAUGAGUCAGUUUUUCCCAAAGGAAGGAAAGAAACAAGUGAGACGAUGCCCAGGAAUGGCUGAGGUGUGUCUGUGCGGAGGGAGGAAGACGCUGAGCGAGAUGCCGCACUCCUGCUGCUGUACAAUGAGCUACAUCUGAUGUAGAUAGAACCUUCUAGCAUGAUGGAAAUGUGUGUUUCGAAAACCAUAUCCUCUUUUCUAUUUUGUGAGGCCGUGUGAGUUUAUCUUGUGCUCAUGUUGUGGUCUGGCUCACAGAUAUUCUCUGUAUUUUUAGUGUUUUUUUGAAUUGAUUGAAAAGCACAGUGAUUGUCAGCAGAUCUAUCUCCUGAUGAUGAGAAGCGCCCAUGUUAGUGGCCAAGGUCGGCAUCCAUGUAGCAUGGUGCGUAAGUGAUAAGAGUGAAUGGUGAGUCCAGAUAAGACGCCCCCUUCAGGCAGCGGGGAUGCAUCUCCAAACAGCAGCUGGCAACUUUCCUGCAACUGGGUCUCACCCUGGACUUUUGAGGGGGCAGCUGCUGAAAUAUCACAUGACCUGUAGCUUCAACCAAUCAUUGAGCUGCAGCCUUAGCCAAUCAUCGGGCUGCCCAGACUUCAGCAGUCUCCCCUUCACUUGCUCUACCCAGUUAACUGUCCCCAUUUGGGGACACAAUGUGCCAAUUGUCUAGGUCCAGUGACUUAAGUGGAUGGUAUUUUUCUCUACAAAAGAACCAUCCAGUAAAAAUAAUGAGAAGAAAAGGCCCAUAAUGUGCUUUAAAUUGCCACCGAAGGCAGCUCUAGGAGGAAAGGGGCAUUUUAAACUAAGGAAGGAGGAAAACCAGCAGGAAGGAGCUGCAGAAACAGCCUUAAGUCUCAGGCUGCGGCUUGAUGUCUGACGCUAACCAGAGCUCCUGCUUCUCACCAGCAUUCGCACAUUUUAAGUGUUUUUUCUAGUGAGAAAUCAUAUUUGGGGGGGGGGGGAAUUGAUUCCUGCAGGGUCUUGGAGAAGUAUUAUUUAAUCUCCUCUCCAAGGUUCUCAGGAUUACUUUAAGUUUGGGUCAAUAGAGGAUUUAAGCUGUAAAAGCCAUAGAUGAUCUACAGUAUCUCAAAACCAAAAGUAAUAAGAAAUUACUGUUUCUGAUUUGACUGAGGCGUUUUAUUGUCCCCAUUGUUGAAAUUCUAGGAGUAAUAAUUUAAAUCAAAUUAGACUCCCCAUAUAGGCUUAAUUAUGUCCUCAAGCUUGCAGUUUCCAGACAAACUUCUGGGUUUAUAUCAUCUUACACAGACAAACUUCUCCCAAACCCCACUGCAGACAUGCCCGAUAAUGGUUAUGCACCUGGGGAGGCGUGACCUGAAGCCGUAGUAUGGGUGUGUGUGGCUUAGCGUGUGCUCAAAAAGCCUGUGUGCACAUGACACCAGCAGGGGGCGCUGAGGGUGUGCUGCUGGCUGGCUGUGCUGUCCUGGAGGUGUUUCCUGUGCCUGUAGCGUCAGCCAAUCACGCAUCUCCCACGCUCACUGUGCCGUUUUAAUUAUUUGCUCAGCUGAACUCUGCUGGGGGCUGGUAAGCUGGGCUGGGCCGAGACGUCUGUUUCUGAAAGAGGCUGGUGCAGUGUGGCGCUCUGGCUGUGUAUGGAAAGUUCCAGUAGCUCGGCCUGGGUCAGAGCACCUGCCAUCUCAGGUAGCGCCCGCGGGCCCCUCACACAGGUGUUCUCGCGCCUUCAGCUGGAGGCCCUUGUCAGAGCGGAGAGCGUGGAGCACUGCAUGAGAAAGCACAAGUUGCUCGGGCUGCGCUCCCACCUUAGCUGGUGAGCUCUCUGCCCCGCACUGGCUAACCCUCACUGCAGGGGUGUACAGGCAACAGCAGUUCACCUCACAACCACAACCUUUUAACUCCACCUGCCUACCCUGUGAUGAUCAGGCCCGCAAAAGCUACCCCCAAUUAGUGUUUUUUACGUUAGAAAAGCAUCUGACCUUUAAAGCUUUUUGACAUCCUACAACUGCACGGAGGAGAACGGGUCCCUGGCGUCUCGGAGGGUGGGGAGGCGACGUACUGACCGAGGUCUCAGGGGAAAUGUCACGAGGGCUACUCAAACCUGUGUGUGUGCGUGUGUAUGUGUGUGUACGUGCGUGUGUGUGCCUGCAUGCACAGACCCCAUGGGGACAGAGGUUACUGUCACAAAUAUUGUGGGGACAUGCCAACAAGACAUUACUUUAAAAAGUGCCAAAACUUUUCAUGUAUAAAUUUUUAAAUUUUGUGGCCCAUUGAUUACCUGACAGUGGGAAGCCUCUGCAAGCUGUUCACAUCUGUGUCUGUCCGUCUGUCCACAAACAGCCAAACUGCCGCCAGUGUAAGCAGCUGUGUUCCUGUUACUAUGGCCCACUGUGUUAUAUAUGUGUUAUAUGAACUGUAUUUCUCUGUCGUUUUAAAAUCCUCUUUGGAUUUCUCAGUUAUAUUUUACUCAUUUGACAGUUUCUAUAGCGGGAGAUGUAAGGAAAAGCACUGGAAAGCUGUGAUUGACUUUUUAUGCUGUGUAACAUGAACUUUGAGCAGUUAUUGUGUAUUAUGUUCCUUGUUGCUUUAAAUGUAUCCAUGUGUGUGUAAGCAGUGUACAGUAUGUGACUACACAAUACCUACCUGUGAUGUGUUGAUAUCGAAACUCAGCUGAGCAAUCAGCGAAAAGGCUCUGUGCUUCAGAAGGUCUCAUGAAUAAAUACAGAGAGAAACGCCACGUGUGA
Molecule: messenger RNA, 5272 nt
Organism: Paramormyrops kingsleyae
Lineage: Eukaryota; Metazoa; Chordata; Actinopteri; Osteoglossiformes; Mormyridae
Gene: tmem275a
Product: transmembrane protein 275a
Source: RefSeq, a predicted model, not a curated record